UUCAGCUUGGCUCAAACCAUGCGGUUCGUUGCAGGUGCCUUUCUCGUUGCGGGCAUGCUCCUGCUCGCGCUGGCGACACCGACCUCGGCCGCAGGCUCGAACAUAGUGUCCACAACAUACGGCAAGGUCGAGGGCUACACCGCCAAGGGCGCGCGGGUUUGGCGUGGGAUUCCGUUUGCAGCGCCGCCUGUGGGCAAGGAUCGGUUUGCGCCGCCGCAGCAGCCACAAACCUGGUCGGGAGUUCGCGAGGCCAAGGUCGAUGGGCCGAUGUGUCCUCAGGCCGAGGCCCUGGGCAAGUUUGUGAUCGGCUCCGAGGACUGCCUCAACCUCAAUGUGUUUGCGCCAGAAGGUGCGGAUGCGUCGUCGGGACUCCCGGUCAUGUUCUGGAUCUUUGGCGGCGGCUGGGUGGUCGGCUCGAACAACCAGCAGGGCCUGUACGAUGGCAAGAAUCUGGCGGCCAAGCACAACGUGGUGGUGGUGACGGUCAACUACCGACUCUCUGCUCUUGGCUUUCUCGCGCUUGAUUCGCUGCGAAGCGAGAGCAACACCACCGGCAACUACGCGCUGCAGGACCAGCGGGCCGGUAUGGUCUGGGUGCAGGAGAACAUCCGGGCGUUUGGUGGCGAUCCGGACAAGGUCAUGAUCUUUGGCGAGUCGGCCGGCGCGUUCUCGACCUGCUGGCACCUGGCGUCGCCAGCGUCCAAGGGCCUCUUCCGCGCCGCGCUCGUCAUUUCCGGCACGUGCGACUCGCCGAUCUUCUUCCGGUCGUGGGAGCGGUCGGUGGCGUGGUCGGUCGAGUACGCCAACAGGCUCGGCUGCUCCGGCCCGGACUCGCCGGCGCUGGUCGACUGCCUGCGCUCGCUCUCCACUGCUCAGGUGCUGAGCGGGCGGGUGUUUGAAGACGCCGGCAGCGAGACGGGCGCCAGUGAGGACAUCGACCCGCUCCUCUCGCCCAUCAUGCCGUGGGCCGCAGCCAUCGAUGGCACCGAGGCCGGCAUGAAGGUCACGCCGCUAGAUUCGAUCAAGGCCGGGUCGCUCAACAAGGUGCCGACCAUCAUGGGGACGAACAACAACGAGGGCACGAUCUUUGUGCCGAUGCUCGCAGCCAUUGCCAAAGUCGAUCUUCCGCUCAACCACGAUACGGCAUCGGCGGUCCUGCAGCGGUUCUUCAACGCGUCGACGGUCGAUGCCAUUUGGGAGCUCUACCCUCUGGAGAACUACCACAACUCGUACGACGAGGCCGCCGCGUUUGUCCUCCGCGACUACUUUUUCGUCUGCGCUGAGCGGCGGGCUCUGCACGCCAUGGCUGCACAGGCCAUCGACGUCUGGUCGUACCGGUUCCUUUUCAAUGACGGCAACCCUCUGUUCCCCAUCUUUGGCUCGACUCACGCCUCGGGCCUCCGGCUCAUCUUUGACAACACCUUCUACCAGCCGUGGACAAAGCGCGACACGCUGAUGGCAAACCAGCUUGGUGGCUACUACUCGGCGCUCGCCCGCGGCCUCGAUCCCAACUCGGGCCCGGGUGACCUCCUCCACUGGCCACGCUACAACAUCUCUGCCGAGCUGAACAUGUUCCUCGACGUCCCGUCGUCGGUCGAGGCUCAGUACGAUCAGUCAGUCUGUCCGUUCUGGGACAAGGUGACUGUCGACUUUAGGUGACACACCCAUGUAGUGGCGAUAUCGGAUGAUACGGAGAUGAAUGAAUGGAGAAGGGGACA
Molecule: messenger RNA, 1718 nt
Organism: Thecamonas trahens ATCC 50062
Lineage: Eukaryota; Apusomonadida; Apusomonadidae
Product: carboxylesterase
Exons: 2
Coding region: 19-1659 (546 amino acids)
Source: RefSeq, a predicted model, not a curated record